GCUGAAACAAUGGUCUUUACCGACUCUUCUUCUCGCAUCAGGAAUUUGUAACAUGCCAUAUUUUUACCAAUGGGUAUAUCUGGAGAACCAAAUGUCACCACGGAACAGGGCAAUUUCAAGUUUUUGAAAAUGCCAGCGGUUUAUGCCUCCGCACAUUUCAUCGGAGCUUUCUUGUCGCUGCGUUUUGCCAUUGGAGCUUGAUCCUAGGACUGGAUUGGCCGCUAAUGGUCCCAGCUGUGCGAUUUCGUUAGCUCGCGGAGACCGCAGUUGUCAUUGAUCCAUUGAAGGAGCCUACAUACAGUAAAAGGAAAGGAAAAAAACGGUGAGAUGAUGUGCGAGGUGAUGCCCACCAUCAGCGAGGACACGGCGCUGAGCCAGCGGGGCUCCCAGAGCAGUACCUCGGAUCCAGACUCCCACUUUGAGCAGCUGAUGGUCAACAUGCUGGAUGAGAGAGACCGCCUGUUGGACACGCUGAGGGAGACCCAGGAGAGCCUGGGGAUGUCCCAGCAGCACCUGGAGGACGUUAUCUACGACCGUGACUCACUGCAGCGCCAGCUCAGCUCCGCCCUGCCACAGGAGUUUGCAGCCCUGACCAAGGAGCUGAACGUGUGCAGAGAGAACCUUCUGGAGAAGGAGGAGGAGAUCUCUGAGCUCAAGGCCGAGAGGAACAACACCAGGUUGCUUCUGGAGCAUCUGGAGUGCCUGGUGUCCAGGCAUGAGCGGUCACUACGUAUGACCGUGGUCAAGCGGCAGGCCCAGUCCCCCUCAGGCGUGUCCAGUGAGGUGGAGGUCCUCAAAGCACUCAAGUCCCUGUUUGAGCACCACAAGGCUCUAGACGAGAAGGUGAGGGAGAGACUGCGGGUGUCGCUAGAGAGGGUCUCUGCAUUGGAGGAGGAGCUAACAUCAGCCAACCAGGAGAUUGUGGCCUUACGGGAGCAGAAUGCCCACAUCCAGAGGAAGGUGGCGUCAGGGGACGGGUCAGAGGACAUGCUGGAGGGCACUGAUGCCAGCCAGAAGGUACAUAGCAAGCGCCUGUCCAACGGCUCCAUGGAGUCGGCCCAUGAGGCCGGCCAGGUGGUGGAGCUGCAGGACCUGCUGGAGAAGCAGAACUAUGAGCUGGCCCAGAUGAAGGAGCGCAUGUCCUCCCUGUCGUCCCGCGUCUCCGAGGUGGAGCAGGAGCUGGACACCGCGCGCAAGGACCUCAUUAAGACAGAGGAGAUGAGUACCAAGUACCAGAGGGACAUCAAAGAGGCUAUGUGUCAGAAGGAGGACAUGGAAGAGAGGAUCGUCACUCUGGAGAAGCGGUACCUCAGCGCCCAGAGAGAGUCCACCUCCCUGCACGACAUCAGUGACAAACUGGAGAAUGAGCUGGCCAAUAAGGAAGCCUUCCUCAGACAGAUGGAGGAUAAGAACAGGCAGCUGCUGGAGCGUUUGGAGAUUGCAGAGCAGAAGCUGCAGCAGACCAUGAGAAAGGCUGAGACCCUGCCAGAGGUGGAGGCUGAGCUGGCCCAGAGGAUAGCAGCACUCACCAAGGCAGAGGAGCGUCACGGCAGUAUCGAGGAACGCAUGAGGCACCUGGAGGGCCAGCUGGAGGAGAAGCACCAGGAGUUGCUCAGAGCUCGGCAGAGAGAAAAGAUGAACGAGGAACACAACAAGCGCCUGUCGGACACAGUGGACAGACUUCUUACAGAGUCCAACGAACGCCUUCAGCUCCACCUGAAAGAGAGGAUGGCUGCUCUGGAAGAGAAGAACGUUUUAAUACAAGACUCGGAAGGCUACAGAAAACAGUACGAGGAUUCAAUCCAUGAAAAAACUCAUCUGGCAGAUGAGAUAGACAAGCUGAGAUCAGAGUUGGACCAGUUCCGACUGAGAACAGGCUCACUCACAGAACCCACUCUGUCACGGUCUCACCUGGACACAUCGGGGGAGCUCCGAUUCUCCCUUGGCUCCCUGGCUGAGACCCAGUCAGACCACUACCGGUCAGCCAAGGUCAUCCGCAGGCCCAGGAGAGGACGCAUGGGUCUCCACAGGGACGAGAGCAAGGCUAAGUCACUGGGGGAGCACGAGUGGCGCUCUCAGCAGCUAGGCAUCCUGGGUAGCCACCCCUUUGAGAGUGAGAUGUCUGACAUGUCGGACAUUGAUGACGAUGACCGGGAGACCAUGUUCAGCUCCAUGGACCUGCUGUCCCCCGGCGGUCACUCAGACGCCCAGACCCUAGCCAUGAUGCUGCAGGAGCAGCUGGACGCCAUUAACAAAGAGAUACGACUGAUCCAGGAAGAGAAGGAGUCGACAGAGCUACGGGCAGAGGAGAUAGAGAACCGCGUGGCCAGCGUCAGCCUCGAGGGUCUCAACCUCGCCCGUAUGCACCACCCCGGAGCCUCCAUCACCGCUUCGGCCACCGCCUCCUCCCUGGCCUCUUCCUCCCCGCCCAGCGGACACUCCACCCCCAAGCUGGACCACCGCAGCACCACAGACAUGGAGCGCAUGGGUAUCAUGACACUGCCCAGUGAUCUGAGGAAACACAGGAGAAAGGUACAUGUAAUAACAGUGUUGUACGAUGACGGCCAGGACAAGGCUACCAUCAAGUGUGAGACGUCCCCUCCUCCCAUACGGUUGUACGCAUUGACCCGCACACUGCCAGCCUCCUCACACAACGAGGCCCGAGGUAUGAUUAUAGUCAUUGCUGCCAACCUGGAGGCAGAGGCCAGUGCUCUGAGCAGCGUAGCCAGCAGUCAGGACUCCAUCAACAAGCAGCCCAAGAAGAAGGGCAUCAAGUCCUCCAUCGGACGCCUGUUUGGCAAGAAGGAGAAGACCAGACUGGCACAGCUGCAUGCCCACAGGGAGGCCAUCGGGCAGAGCCACGGAGUAUCUGAUCCAGACCUGGGUCAGGACAUGGCUGUGGGGAAGCUGGGGACUCAGGCUGAGAAAGACCGCCGGCUGAAAAAGAAGCACGAGUUGUUGGAAGAGGCGAGGAGGAAAGGCUUACCUUUCGCCCAAUGGGACGGCCCCACAGUGGUGGCCUGGCUGGAGCUGUGGCUGGGGAUGCCCGCCUGGUACGUGGCGGCGUGUCGUGCCAACGUGAAGAGCGGUGCCAUCAUGUCGGCCCUGUCGGACACAGAGAUCCAGAGGGAGAUUGGCAUCAGUAACCCCCUGCACCGCCUCAAACUACGCCUGGCCAUCCAGGAGAUGGUGUCCCUCACCAGUCCAUCUGCCCCGCCAACCUCCAGAACCCCGUCAGGCAAUGUAUGGGUGACCCACGAGGAAAUGGAGACCCUCGCAGCACCCUCCUCCAAAACGAGGUCCGGGGAGUCCGAGGAGGGGAGCUGGGCGCAGACUCUAGCGUAUGGUGACAUGAACCAUGAGUGGAUAGGGAACGAGUGGUUGCCCAGUCUAGGACUACCUCAGUACCGCAGCUACUUCAUGGAGUGCCUGGUGGACGCCCGUAUGCUGGACCACCUCACCAAGAAGGACCUCCGGGUGCAUCUCAAAAUGGUGGACAGCUUUCACAGGACGAGUUUGCAGUAUGGUAUCAUGGGUCUGAAGAAGCUCAACUAUGACAGGAAAGAGCUGGAGAGACGCAGAGAGCACAGCCAGCAUGAAAUGAGAGACGUGCUGGUGUGGAGCAACGAGCGGGUGAUUCGCUGGGUCCAGAGCAUCGGCCUAAAGGACUAUGCCAACAUCCUGCUGGAGAGCGGCGUGCACGGGGCCCUGGUCGCCCUCGAUGACAACUUUGACCACACCAGCCUGGCGCUGCUCAUCCAGAUCCCCAACCAAAGCACUCAGGCACGUCAGAUUCUGGAGAGGGAAUAUAAUAACCUGCUAGCCCUGGGCACUGAGAGACGACUGGACGAGUAUGAAGAUAAUGACCUCCGGGGGCCAUCGUGGAGGAGGCAGUUCCCACCGCGGGACGUCCAUGGGAUCAGUAUGAUGCCCGGCUCAGCAGAGACCCUCCCCGCUGGCUUCCGCGUCACCACCGGCUCACACUCCCGUAGGCUACCCCCCGAAGUUGGCCCCUUAGCAGUGCAGCGUCUGGACAGCUCUACAGUGAGGACCUACUCCUGCUGAGGGAGGAGAAGAGAGACUGUAAGCUGUCCAGAUACUGUAUGUAGAGAAGGUCUUACUGUACCUUGGAGCUGCUGGAUGGGUCAUCCUGCCUGGAACAAACAUUCUGACGAGACGCACUGCCAAGAAGCACCCCCUUUACCUACCCUCCCACCCAAACUACCCCUGAAAAAGGGGGGCAG
Messenger RNA from Oncorhynchus keta (chum salmon), 4244 nucleotides. RefSeq names its product liprin-alpha-2-like. Gene Ontology annotation, biological process: synapse organization. The record is from RefSeq and is a predicted model, not a curated record. Gene Ontology annotation, cellular component: presynaptic active zone. Gene Ontology annotation, molecular function: protein binding. NCBI's taxonomy places the organism in Eukaryota, Metazoa, Chordata, Actinopteri, Salmoniformes, Salmonidae.